This is a messenger RNA of Nycticebus coucang (slow loris), 1741 nucleotides long. RefSeq names its product free fatty acid receptor 2 (gene FFAR2). The transcript has a single exon. Bases 56 to 1048 code for a protein of 330 amino acids. Gene Ontology annotation, molecular function: G protein-coupled receptor activity. Lineage: Eukaryota; Metazoa; Chordata; Mammalia; Primates; Lorisidae. Gene Ontology annotation, cellular component: plasma membrane. Gene Ontology annotation, biological process: G protein-coupled receptor signaling pathway; cellular response to fatty acid. The record is from RefSeq and is a predicted model, not a curated record.
GGAUGUCCUGACUCAGGAGGGGUCCUGAUCCUGCCCUUUCUCCCCCUCCUCCAGGAUGCUGCCCUACUGGCUAAGCUCCUUGAUCCUCACAGCCUACAUUAUCAUCUUCCUCACUGGUCUCCCCGCCAACCUCCUGGCCCUGCGGGCCUUCGUGGGGCGCGUCCGCCAGCCGCAGCCGGCGCCGGUGCACGUCCUCCUGCUCAGCCUGACGCUGGCGGACCUCCUGCUGCUGCUGCUGCUGCCCUUCAAGAUCAUCGAGGCCGCCUACAACUUCUACUGGUAUCUGCCUGAGAUAGUCUGCGCCCUCACGGGUUUCGGCUUCUACAGCAGCAUCUACUGCAGCACGUGGCUGCUGGCGGGCAUCAGCGUGGAGCGCUACCUGGGAGUGGCGUUCCCCGUGCAGUACAAGCUCUCCCGCCGGCCUGUGUAUGGGGUCAUUGCUGCCCUGGUCGCCUGGAUCAUGUCCUUCGGCCACUGCAGCAUCGUGAUCAUCGUGCAAUACUUGAACUCAACCCAGCCGGUCAGAAGUGUCAACGACACUACCUGCUACGAGAACUUCACCCCGAGGCAGCUGGACGUGGUGCUGCCCGUGCGGCUGGAGCUGUGCCUGGUGCUUUUCCUCGUCCCCAUGGCCGUGACCAUCUUCUGCUACUGGCGCUUCGUGCGGAUCAUGCUCUCCCAGCCAAACGUGGGCGCCCAGAGGCGGCGCCGGGCUGUGGGGCUGGCUAUCGUGACGCUCCUCAAUUUCCUGGUGUGCUUCGGGCCUUACAACGUGUCCCACCUGGUGGGGUUUUACACGAAACAAAGCCCCUCGUGGCGGGCGGUGGCUGUGGUGUUCAGCUCCCUCAACGCCAGCCUGGACCCCGUGCUUUUCUACUUCUCUUCUUCAGUGGUGCGCAGAACCUUCGGGAAAGGGCUGCAGGUGCUGCGCAAGCAGGGCUCCUCCCUGCUGGGACGCAGAGGCAAAGAGUCUGCAGAGGUGACCAACGCAGACAGGGGUGUGAGUCAGACAGACGGGGUGCCCAGUUCGGACUUCACCACGGACUAGACCUGCUCUGGACCUUUGGGGGUGCUCUGCCCUGCACAGGGGUUGGGCAGCCUGGGAGAGGGGUGACAUGAGGGUUCCUGUCCAGAUUCAGGAAUCCUCAAGCCCAGUCCAUGACAGGGACUUUGAAAAAAACCCUCUCACCAGCCUGGUAUCCCUUUCUGACUGAAUUUUCCUUCCCGAAGGAGCUUAGCUCCAUGUCAUAAGAAGAAAUAGCCAAGCAGAAAAGCACUGUUGGCUAGAGUUUCAGAAGCAACUUAGCUCACAGGAAUUCAGUCCCCACAAGGUAGCCGGCAUCUGGUGGUGACCAGGCUGAAGUAAAGAGUCCUAAAGUACUCCUGCUACAAGCGUAGAAGCAACCCCUGGACACUAGUGUCGCUGUUGGUGGCAGAAAGAAAUCGGUGGGACCCAGAUGGAAGAGCAAUGCUAAAUGAGGUCAAAGAGAGUUCACAUGGUUCUGAGCCAGAGACCAGCAGGGAGGGCUCGUCCCAAACGCUGCAAUCCAGGUUUGACCUGUUGCUUUUAAAGUGUGAGCCAUUCAUUUUCACGCAUUAUCUUGUUUCUCCUGUUAAAUCAGGAACCACCUGAGGUCUGGGUCUCAUCUCCUUCCUCCUGGCACCCCACACCGGCCAGGAUUUGGCUUGGUAUUCAGCAACCAGAGACUGAUGCUGGCUAGCCCAGGGAAAAACAGCGCAG